Molecule: messenger RNA, 2158 nt
Organism: Monosiga brevicollis MX1
Lineage: Eukaryota; Choanoflagellata; Craspedida; Salpingoecidae
Exons: 8
Coding region: 1-1953 (650 amino acids)
Source: RefSeq, a predicted model, not a curated record
AUGGCCGACCCAGACGAUCCGCUGGCCAAUCCCCGUGACCGCGGGGCCAAUUCGCAGUUUUACUCCAGGGGGCUGCGACGGGACCCUGCCGCCUUUGUGCGCCAAUCAAAUGGUCUGGCUCCCGACGCCGUGGCCACGCCACGGCGGCUGCCAUCACCAGUCAUUGUUGAUGAUGACGACGAACUACCCGAGGGCGUCUUUGACCUUUUGGAUGCCUACUCCCAGCUGCCGGGCCCACCCGAAGCUGGGAACCGCCCCGCGGCUUCGCAACCCUCCUCGCAGCGCCCUGCUCAAGCAUCGUCACCUGCUCCCGAUGAGACGGCAACCACACCUGCUCCUGAUGCGGCUACAACUACCGCCGUUCCCGACACAACUGCUACCACGCACUCGCUGGUCCGACCGGGCUCCUCUGAUGAUGACUGUGGCGAUCACGGACGCAUUGCGUUUUUGACGCAACAAGUUAACAAACUACGACAAGAACAUCAAGAGGAGCAGAGUCGCGUAAAGUCAUCCUGGGAAGCGCGCAUCAAGCGGCAACUCGAUGAAAACAAGGCUUUGCAAAGCGAACUCACCAGUCUCAAGGUGGAGGCCGAAUUUAGCAAGUCCCUUAAAUCGCAGCUUCAAGAGCUGCAACGUGAAAACAAGCGGCUCAAGGCUCGACGAGAUGCACAGCUUCACAACGACCCCGCGCCCACUGCAACCCAUGUAUCAACGGAUGGGCCGAGCACUCCCCCCGCGCAGCUGGCAUCCCCCGCACUUCGCACCCGCCGCCAUUCAAGUCGCUCAAAUGAUAGUGGCUGGAACAUGUCCUUCGGUGGACCUCGCAGCAGCAAACGCGCCAAACGCGAGCCUGCGAGCUCGAGCCAGUCCAAUCGCCCGCAAACACCACCAACAACCGCCGAUGUCGCCGUUGAGGUCCGAAACCACCCUUGCGCAUAUUGCAUGCAGAAAAUUCAAACCCCCUUCAAUGCGUUUCCUCAUCAGCCGCGUACUUGUCGUGCCAUCAACGCAGGCACUGGGUCCUUGUGCACCAAUCCUUUGGACGCGCCUCGCUGCACAGCCGUGCUCUUGCUGCUGGCCUCCAGUGCCGAUUCGCUUGCCCGACUACAUGCCUGUGCCGCCUUGGCAACAGGGCAGCCCCGCGUUUUAACGGCAUCUGGGCCCGGCUUUUUAGAAGCAGCCGUGGGGUCGAUUCGCACUGGAUUGCAGCGUCUUCUUGCACUUGAGCUCUCUCCGCCGGCCCUGCAACACGCCUUUUUUCUCGUGCUUGCCGUCUUGCCCCGUUGGUCGCCGGCUGACCUACCCGCCGACCUCUUUGUGCCCAUGAUCCAGCACCUGCUUGCUCGCCUGUCAGAGGCCGCUGCCUCACCGACACCUGCACUGGACCCACUCGAUACCGUCAUCUUGAGCGCCAUCGAACAUUUGCCAGACGGAGCAGCCUUGCAUGCUCUGAAAUUCGAGCUCGUCUUCUCCUUGCUGGAUGUUGCCGUCACAGCUGACGUUUCCUGGGAGAACAUGGGAAAUCGUCCUCUGGCCACACUGUGCACGAAAUUGGCCGCCAACUUGGUUGACACGCUCUCACAGUUUGAAGUUGAGCGCCGUGCCACCUGGACGCGUGCGGGUCGGCUAGUGCAUUUGUUCGUGGAUGGAGCGCAUCAGUUGUGGACGGCCAUGCCUCGAACUGGAGAAGGCGUGGACAACGCAAAGCACGCCUGGAGCUGGAGCUUUGCUCGCCUCAAAUUCCUCAGCAUCCUGUGUCAGGCCGUUCGCCAUCACCGGCUGGUGCCAACAGGCGAUGUGGCCCAGGUGAAUCAGGAGCUCAAGAGGCUGAAGCUGUUGUUACACCACAUGGGCAGUGGCGAGGCAGGCACUCUCUUGGAGACGAGUUCAGAGGCCCAUGACCUUUUUUGCCUGCUCUCAGAGGUCUGCGACCCAGGCAUUGAUAGGAACUGAUGACUUUGGGAUCAAAAGCCGUUUCAUGGCACGUGUAUGAUUGCACAUCUCGUGCUCAGCAUUUCGGCUGAGCCGACAACUUUUCCACAAUGGUUCGAGCACGAGAGAAAAAUGACAUGAUUAUUAUUUCGGGUUGUGAUGUGCACAGAGUGACAUUAAUUUGACGGUUCAUCGGUUUAGAAUGUCAAAUUGAUGCGUGCACGCC